This is a messenger RNA of Pleurotus ostreatus (oyster mushroom), 3252 nucleotides long. RefSeq lists its product as uncharacterized. The transcript is spliced from 9 exons. The record is from RefSeq and is a predicted model, not a curated record. Bases 1 to 3252 code for a protein of 1083 amino acids. NCBI's taxonomy places the organism in Eukaryota, Fungi, Basidiomycota, Agaricomycetes, Agaricales, Pleurotaceae.
AUGAGUUUGGCUCACGUCGAUCUCGCACUCUCUCCACAACAGAAGACGUCGCUUGUCAAUCAGAUCACCUCUGCUGAGAGGGAAAUAAAGCAUUGGAUCGAAAACCCAUUCAGUAAAGAUAGCCAUAACUCGAAGGCUGCCCUCGUCAUAGGGAUAAUAGCGACGUAUUCCCUGCUCACUGCGAUACAACUCAACCCGACGCUCUCCCACAACACAUGCGGCCCUUCUCCUCAACCCGAUGGUUGCAUCAAGCUGGCGGGGAACAGCACGGAUUCCAUCGUCAAAUUGUACGAUUGGCCGGUCAUGGUCAAAAAAGCGCUUUCCUCCCUGGGACAAAUGUUGGAGAACCCGAAAGAGCAGCAAAAGGCCAACCAAUUCUUCUCUGCUCUGGAGCAAGGCGACGACGAUCUCGGAUAUCUGUACGGGAUAUUCCAAAAGUCAAAGAACUCGUCGAAAGCAUCAAGGAUAGUGGCCAACUUCGCGCUGGCGGCAGCUGGCCUUCGUGCCGCCUUGGAGGGCAAGGAAAUCCCGGAGAAAUGGGGGCGGGCUGAUAAGCAAACGGGGGCAGAGUAUCUCCAGCAACACCGGGGGGCGAACCCAAGUGUGGGACCGCAAGCGUUGCUACUUCCCCUCCACCAGGCAUUGGCGGUCUCACCCUUGCUGCUUCUGCAAACGAGGGACGCCAUGGGGAAGCAUGUGGCAAGGCAUUGGCAUCUCUUAAUGUGGAAGCACCUAGGCUGCCAACGACCUCCUUUGCUGGGCUUGAUCGAGAAUAUCAUUUGGACGACCCUGUGUCAAGUUGCUGUGAGGCCGAAGGAAAUACCUCAGGCCAUGGCAUCCCUAUACGAACGUCUCAAAGAAAUGACACGGUACGACAAGGAGAACAACGCGUUUGAGUUGGAAGUUGAGCCAGAGUGCCAUGAAUUCUACAAGUCGCUGGAGCCUCUCUUUUACGUGCCAACAUCUGUCGACGACGGCCCGGCAUUGGCCCAACCAGCCCUAGCUCCCGGAACCCCCCCAACCCCGCCGUCUAAUACCUCCUACCAUCCUCCAGCUGCUGGACCUUCGGGGUUGAAUGCCCCGAGGGAAAACUCACCCCCGCCUGAUGGCCCUCUUAGCAAUGCCGGCAAAGGGGAUGACGCCGAGGACAAGGACGACAACGACAACGACAACGACAAAGACGACAACGACGAUGAAAGGGACGAUGAUGUGGAUAGGACAGAGACUGCCGACAUCAACCUGGAUGCUGGCAAAGUGGGCGGUGGCCAAGAGCCCAUUGGAAGCAGCAAACGCAGACGCGGAGACGACGACGCCGAGGACGACGCCGAGGACAACAACGACGACGACGACGACGACGAUGACGACCCAAAAGCUGGGCCAUCAAUGCGCAAGAGGCUAAGACCCACCGUGCCCUCCGACGACAGCGACGAUUACCUUACGCACAAGCUCAAGAGGCUACACAAGCACCCAUCUACUCCGUCCCCUGGCGAUGAGAACGACAACCAAACCCCUUCCGCCACCAAGCCCCCCGCCUCCAAGCCAUCGCCUGCGAAAAAGGGCCCACGCAAACCGCCCAGCAAGCCAUCCUCCUCCAAAACAAGGCGACAGACGUCCACAACCCUAAGCCGAUCGCAAGGUGCUGAAGGAGGAAAGAGAGGCGGCAUUCCCCCCAACCAUACUAGGGGUCCCAGAAAAUGGCUAGCUCGUCUUGUAGGUACAUCUGCUGAGGAGCGCUACGCUGCUCCCCCAACUGUCCUCUUUGAUAUCCGCGGCGAAGCCGUCGAACUUCUCCCAUCCUUUCAUCACGAGUACGCCAGGGAGUCUUUCCUCGCGUUGAUCAGAGGCAUUCGACGGACGUGUGGAGAUCGUCCCCCCGAUUAUACCUCGGGCGACGGGAAUGGCACCGCAAUCAAGUCUGUGCCUUACGAUGUCUAUAAGCAAUGGUCCCCCAGCCAAGUGGGGGAGCUGUUGAAUACGAAGGCCAUCUUGGUGACGGGCGUGCCUGUAGAAGCUCCGGAGAGUUUCGAGGGCGCAUUAAGGGGUCUAAACAGAUUCCUUGACGCAUCCAUAAUAUGCAACGAUCAAUCGAUAGAUUUGGGUCCCACAGGCAAUGAACGCCUUAGAAGGGCCACCCUGGAAGAGAUCAUCGCAAUCUCCAAGUCGCCCGAACGCAAGGCAAUCAACUUCCUCGACUUCCCUGGUCCUCUGCCAGCAGGAACGCCGCUGGUCUCCGACGACACCUUGGAUCGCGUUUGUUAUUCAGCAACAUGGUCCCACCACAUGCCUCGGAAAGCGGCAGACAUGUCGGCGCUGACAUGGACCAUUGCUGCCACUCCGUCAACUUGGCACCACGUACAUGUUGACUCGAACGGUUUCGGAACGGUAGUAGUUGCUACUUACGGUAGGAAGCUUUGGGCGUUGAUCCGACGAAAGGACGACCCUUAUUCGUCAAGGCCUAUUGACUGGGCAGAAGAUGUCAUUGGCUACAAUGACGCUGUUUUGGACUCGGAAGACUACGAAGUGUCUUACGUGAUUUUGGAACCGGGAACGCCGCUGGUGAUGCCUGGAGGGUGCCCUCACAUGGUUGUAACCCUUGAGGACUCAACCGUGUUCUCAGGGAGCCACUUUUACCAUGGGAGGAGCAUCCGGCGUCAUAUGUUCAGCCUCAUCAUCUCUGCUGCUAUGCCCAGCGCCACGAACACGGAGCACGACGAGUGCACAAUUUCUAUUAUGGGGCGCGUAGUAGAGAUGAUAGGAAAGGCUUGCCUUACUCCCAACGUUGUUCCUGAUAAUCUCUGGCACCAUCUGCCCGAAGUCUCCACAACGGAGGGCAUGAAGGAUGUCCUCGUCGUUUGUGCCGUAGGCCGGCUUCUUCCGGUCUUCUUCUCUCAGCACGUCGAAUGUCAGGAUGAGGUUGCCGUCAUCUCCUCAAAUGCUCUCAGAGUGGCACGGCAGAUCCAGGCUUCGGAUAAAUUCAGGUUUAGCUUCGCUGGCCGGCCUCUGAGUUUCAUCGGAGAUAUUUACAAAGUAUAUCUGCAGCAAGUCUGCAGGAUAUACUGUCACUUGCUUUCGGAGCAGGGAUAUCCUAUUCCCCUUGAACAGAUACGGCGUUUGCGCGAAUGCGACGAUUUUGAGCCAGGAUUCCGGGGUGGGCCAGGGGGCGGCAAGGCUCCCAAACAGCCAGAUAGCCUUUCUGAUUUGCGUUUGGACUUGGCUGUGGAAUGUUUCAUAGAUUUUGUCUUGGAGAAAUAG